This is a messenger RNA of Erythranthe guttata (spotted monkey flower), 1225 nucleotides long. Its product is annotated as PCNA domain-containing protein. Lineage: Eukaryota; Viridiplantae; Streptophyta; Magnoliopsida; Lamiales; Phrymaceae. Gene Ontology annotation, cellular component: checkpoint clamp complex. The record is from RefSeq and is a predicted model, not a curated record. Gene Ontology annotation, biological process: DNA repair; DNA damage checkpoint signaling.
AUUGAGAACAAAAUUCAAAAUUGGUUCACCUCAAACACAUGAAACUAGAAAUGAAAUUGGGGUAAAAUUUAGAGGCUAAAAAUGUAAUUUACCCUCUAUGAUAUUGCAGAAUAGCUCAAUUCCUUUCUGAAAGAAAGCAUUUGCGUCCUCUUUCCUCACUUCGACAUUUUUUGGGCGGGAAAGAGAGCGGCGGAAUGAGCACAUCGGCGGCGGCGGCGGAGGCGGAGGCGGAGGCUCCAGACUUGGUUUGUGAACUUGACAGUGUACAAGGCAUCGUUGACGCCCUUACCUCCGUCAGAUGGAAGCGCUAUCAAGAUGCACUCGUAGAAUUAUCUGAACAUGGUAUAGUGAUAAUCGUCGAGGAAACCAGCUGCCUUCAGGCCAAGGUUUAUUUACAACGCGAGUUAUUUGUUAAAUAUGAAUACGGGGCGAGAGGGAGGCCUCGAUUUGGGAUGAGCUUAGGACUGUUUGUAGAUUGUCUAAACACAUUUUCAGUUCCGGGCAAGUCCAACAUUCUCGAGCUCAGAUAUCCAGGUCCCGAUAUGCAACUUCUUCUCAGAUCUGUUGAUUCUCCCAACGCCUGCAUUUACGCACAGAUUAGGACAAGGAUUCCAGAGACUAUUUCAUGGGACUACAACUUUGAACCUACUGGAGCCACUCCUCUUACUUUUACGGUUAAAUCUGCAGCUCUGAAGGAAGCUAUUGACGAUCUAGAAUGGCCUGGUUCUAGCAUUCAGAUUAAGUUACAGCCGACACCCCCUUCUGUCAUCUUCCGAGCUGAAGGCCAUGGUGAUUUACAGAUUGAAUUCAAUUACUAUGCCAAUAUGGAUCUUUUGAUUGCAUUCAGUUGUGAUCGCCCAAUUUCUCACAGGUACAAGUACAAAUUCCUGAGAGCAACAACAUCAAACAUACCAGCUAGUGUGCUUAAAGACAAUCGAGGGAGCAAAUUUACAAUGGGCAGAGGUGGUUUGCUCAAAGUUCAGCAUCUCGUUUCAGUUUCAAAGCCUUCUUCUAUUCCACACAUUGAAUCGGCUGGCUAUCAGCAACCGAGUCGCAUUGCUUACAUUGAGUUCUUUGUGAAACCACAUGUUCAAGAAGACGAAGAAGAAGAAGAAGAACAAGUUAAUGUAGUAAAUGAUUCUCAAUAAUUGGAAUCUCACCUCACAUUUUUUUUUAUUUUAUGUAGCAACAGAUAAAACUUAAUUGAAUGACAUUUUUUUCCUCA